AUGACUGGGCGCUGCCUGGUAAUCCCGGGAAUCUGUGACUACGCGGACUCGCAUAAGAAUGAUGAGUGGCAUAACUACGCGGCGGCCACCGCUGCGGCGUACACCAAGCUCUUCCUCCUUCGGCUUCCCGUGUUGAACCGCGAGAUGGUGCACUUGCAGAAGCGGACGGUGGCGAGUUUGGAUGAGGCUGAGUUAUCGGUGAAGAGGAUUCGGUAUGAGCGGGACUGGUCUUGA
Messenger RNA from Aspergillus calidoustus, 234 nucleotides. The record is from the annotation of a GenBank genome assembly. Lineage: Eukaryota; Fungi; Ascomycota; Eurotiomycetes; Eurotiales; Aspergillaceae.